AUGGCUGCGCCCGUGGAACAAGAAUUUGUGAACACGGAGCAGGUGAAUAAUGCAGAAGCCUACACCAGAGAUAAAUUCCGAGAGCAAUUUAAACGUUAUAAGAGAAAGAAACCUCCACCAGACCUCUGUGACGUAGUCGACUUUGCAAAAUCAGACCUAGUAGCACCGUUCCAGCCGGAGGUAACAUGUCAUUCCUGCAAGGACAGUUUGUGCCAGAGACUGGGAUUAAAACCUGUGAAUGAGUGGAGAUGUUUCUCUCUUCGAAAUGCUCGUGGUUUUGUGUACAUUGAGAAUCCAUUCAGACCGGGUUACCAGAGGUACUGGAUCAAGAGAUGCCUCCAGGACUACCCCAACAAACCCAAUGUAUGCAAUCUGGACAGCCAUACAAACCCUGGGAACAGGGAUGCACUGUGGGAUCAAAGCACAACUAACUCAAGCAAGAAGUGCCUGAUAGACCAGCUUCGAUGGGUAACUCUUGGAUAUCACUAUGACUGGACGUCCAAACUCUACCAUCAUGACAACCACACAGUCUUCCCUGAGGAUCUGAGUGCACUGUCAGGCAUCAUAGCGGAUGUUAUGGGGUAUCCGUCCUUCGAUACCCAAGCUGCUAUUGUCAAUUACUACCACCUGGACUCUACCCUUGGAGGACACACUGACCACUCUGAGUUUGAUCUGACAGCUCCCAUCAUUUCAUAUAGCCUCGGCCAAUCAGCAGUCUUCUUACUUGGAGGCAAAUCCAAAGAAACAACCCCAUUGGCAAUGUAUCUCCACAGUGGCGACAUCAUCGUUAUGGGAGGCGAAUCCCGCCUCUGCUACCAUGCAGUCCCAAGAAUUCUUCCUCCUGAUGGAUCAAGUAAACUUCCAGCUUAUCUGAACAAAGUAAAUCACAUGGACCUUGAUUGUUUGGAGAGCUCUACAAGUACAAAGGAACCAUGUUGUUGCAAUAGAACUCAAAAUUAUGAUUGUGGAGAAACUCAACACUUGAACAAGGGUAAUGAGAUGAAUGAUAGCCUGGAAUAUCAGUCUGACAGUGCAGCAAGGCUUGAUAGGCCCUCAAUAAGAGAGCACACCAGGCUUAAGGCUAGUGUAGAUUCAUACCAACAUGAAUUGACCUGCUAUCCAGCUGAACGUACCAGCGAUGCAGAUACUAGUUCCCAAGUGGACAAUUACAAUAAGGGUUGUGUUUCACUUGGGACAUGCCCAACCUCAAGUGAGCCCACUUGUACAAAGUCAGUCAUGUCAGAAGGCAAAGUAAACAAUUCUUCAUCAUAUUGUAGCGCCGAAGUUGUUCACAGGGAAGAUCCAACAGGCAUCAUGCCUCAGACCACCAGUCCAGAGCAAGACAGAACUCUGGAACCUGGUGCCAAGUUUGGAGGUAAUAUUAACACUGACGAUUCACAGUGUGGACUUGAUAGUACUAAUGUUCCCAACAGUGCCAUUGUUCUAGAGACUGUCCAAUCACUGCAAGGGGAUAUUUGGGAACCCUUUGGCGAGUUCAUGUCAAGAUCUCGUAUUAACAUCAGUGUGAGGCAAGUGACUGGCCAAGGUUGCAAUUUCCCUGAAAAUACUCUUGCAACCGUAGAGAGAACUUUGAAGUUGUCCACAUCUGAUUGUAUUCAAUGUGAUAUCAAAGAAGGAUCACAAUUUUCUGGAGUAAAAAGAAAAGCUGAUAGCUUUGACCAAAGUCAGACUUGAACAUGUCAUACAAUUCAACAUAUCAAACAGGCUACAUACAUCUGACCAGGGUUGAAAAUGCCACUACCCUGCAAGCCCGAGAUUAGUGGAUGGUCUUGUAGCCUGGCUGGUUUGUGGGGAAAGGAAAUAAGAACACAUUAAAUCAGAUACAUAAAUGCAAGAAACAAAGCUUUCAAUUAAUUAGUUUUCUGACAGUGAGGUUCAGUUCAUUUCACAUUGAUGUUUUUUUACUCCCCUGUGGUGAUUAGUUGGUAAUAAAACCAAGGAAUCUUCCAAAAGUUCCUUGCACUAAAAGCUGAAGGGCCGGUGAUACCUGUGAAGAAAAGAUAUGGAGAAUGAAGUUCAAGUUUGUAGGGGGGACCCAAGCUGGGACAAACCCAUGCAGUCAGUGACAGAACAAAAACCUAGACCAAUACAAGUUUCCCGUCUAAGGAGGGAUACAAAUGGAGCCCACAAAGGUGAAAGGAGGUGAAGAAUCCACCAAGCAAACAUGACUGCAUGUCAGAAGACUGAUUAGCUUUUAUAGAAACUGCAAACUUUAGUGGGGCUCAGUAGAUUUGUUUGUCGUAGCCCUCCUGGCUCAGUGACAUUCUUGUUAUUGUUAUUAUCUUCUUUAUAAAGCACUGGUUCUGCUGUACUUUAUCAACAGUUUGAAAGGGGGGAGGGAGAUGCAGUGGUUUAUGUUGAUGGGUAACAGCACUAAGGCAUACUAGAACUAACAAAAAAUUAAGGUCCCAACUUGCGUUGCUUACCAUGGAAUUCUGCACACUGCAUUCUGCCAUGGGCCAUAGGAGAAACGUGCCUUAUACAGGGCAUGGUUUAUAAGCACAGUAUUCGUUGGUAAACAGCACCAUGAAAUUUAGCUCGACCCACACCACUGCAUCCUCGAAUAAUUAGUUUUUAAAGCCAUUGGACACUUUCGGAACAGAAUUUUUUUUUUAAGUUCACAGAUUUACAAAUAACU
Messenger RNA from Asterias rubens (European starfish), 2659 nucleotides. RefSeq names its product nucleic acid dioxygenase ALKBH1-like. Gene Ontology annotation, molecular function: broad specificity oxidative DNA demethylase activity; ferrous iron binding; oxidative RNA demethylase activity. The transcript is spliced from 5 exons. The record is from RefSeq and is a predicted model, not a curated record. Lineage: Eukaryota; Metazoa; Echinodermata; Asteroidea; Forcipulatida; Asteriidae. Gene Ontology annotation, biological process: oxidative RNA demethylation. Bases 1 to 1695 code for a protein of 564 amino acids. Gene Ontology annotation, cellular component: cytoplasm; nucleus.